AUGCCCCGCGUCCCCACCACCAAAGAAGUCCUCCCCGGAGCGAACGUGAACAUAGUCCUGAAAGCCGACCAACCCACCGGCCGCACCGUCUCAGGGACCAUCGCCGACGUGCUGACGCGGGGCAACCACCCGCGGGGCAUCAAGGUGCGGCUCACGGACGGGCGGGUGGGGAGGGUGCAGUCCAUGAGCACGAGCGCGGGGGGGCAGUCUUCAGACCCUGCUGCUGCAGCUGAAUUCUCCCGGGGAAGAGCUCCCCGGGACAGGCGGGGAGAGGCGGACGAGCCGCCGCAGAAUAUCGGGCUGGAUGCGUAUAUCACCCAGCCGUCGCGGCAGAAGCGACGGGCACCGACGGUGACUUGUCCGGUCUGUGGGGUUUUUGAAGGGGAUGAGGCGGCUGUCGCGUAUCAUGUUGCUUCGCAUUUUGAUUGA
Messenger RNA from Aspergillus brunneoviolaceus CBS 621.78, 429 nucleotides. Its product is annotated as YwbE family protein. The record is from RefSeq and is a predicted model, not a curated record. The transcript is spliced from 2 exons. NCBI's taxonomy places the organism in Eukaryota, Fungi, Ascomycota, Eurotiomycetes, Eurotiales, Aspergillaceae. Bases 1 to 429 code for a protein of 142 amino acids.